GAUAACAGAGUGACAUCAUUGUGACGUUUUGUGAAUUUUAUUUGUCGUUUCUUUUUCGAAGUAUUAAAUUGCGAAACCAAAUAAUUUCUAGAUUUUGUUUGUUUCUUAUUAUAUUUUGUUAUACUGGAUUGCAAAUCAUUUGCAAUAUUUCUUUGUUAACGUAUUUUAAAUAGCCUACGUCAAAAUUCCUCCGGCUGCAGUAAACGAAGGUUCUUCUCUCCGAACUACUGAUCGGUGGUCGGAGAUGUUGACGCCAUGUGAGGCCAGUGAGGUAAUAGCGUUCCUAGAGGGACGCGAUGCUCCCGAUGCUUUCGUGGGGUUAUAUAGCGCCGUGAGGGAGCCCUGGCUAGCGCGCGGCCUGCUGCAGUACCACGCGCGGACCGGCUCCACGCGGGCUCUCGACCUCCUGGCUCGCGCGCCCGAAGCCCACGCGCGCUAUCUUCUCGAUGCGCUGCUCGAGCAGCUGCGCGGCGAGCGGCCGGCGUGCCACCACGCGCUCGCCGCCCUGGCGCUGCUCGUGGCGCGUCGCCCCGUCUGGCUGCACCGCCUGCCCACGCACGGCACCUCGCGGGAACUGCUGCGCGCCGCUCGCCGCGAGCGGGACCCGCUGGCGCUGCUGCACGCGCUGCUCGCUCUCGCCGCGCUGCUGCCCGCCGAGCCCGCCCUGGCGGCCGCGCACUGGACCGACCUGGCCGAGGCGCUGCUGCGCCCCGCUGCGCUCGAGCCGCCCGCGCCGCCCGUGCGCGACCAUCUGCAGCUGGCGCAGCUCGCUCUGUUCCACGCGCUCUACGCCACCCACCCGUGCACCCUGCUGGAGACGCUCCGGGCGGAGUGCGCCGCGGCGACCGCGAGGGAUGCGUGGGAGCGUGCGCUCGUGCCGCUGCUGCGCUCCGUGCGGCUGCACCCCGCGCUGGUGACGGGCUCCCGGCAACGCGAGGCGGAGGCGGCUCGCAAGACACGCCUCGAGAUCCACGACGUGCUCGCGGAGACGCGGCGUCUGUCCCUCCGUGCGCGGGAGCCGGCCGAGGAGCGCACCGGUCUGGCGCCCGCGCCCGCGCCGCCCGCUCC
Zerene cesonia (dogface butterfly) is the source of this 1068-nucleotide messenger RNA. Its product is annotated as hamartin-like. The annotation marks the transcript as partial. Gene Ontology annotation, cellular component: TSC1-TSC2 complex. Gene Ontology annotation, biological process: regulation of cell cycle; negative regulation of TOR signaling; negative regulation of cell population proliferation. The record is from RefSeq and is a predicted model, not a curated record. Lineage: Eukaryota; Metazoa; Arthropoda; Insecta; Lepidoptera; Pieridae. The transcript has 2 exons.